Messenger RNA from Mycena indigotica, 1698 nucleotides. Its product is annotated as Major facilitator transporter-like protein. Bases 1 to 1698 code for a protein of 565 amino acids. The transcript is spliced from 5 exons. Lineage: Eukaryota; Fungi; Basidiomycota; Agaricomycetes; Agaricales; Mycenaceae. Gene Ontology annotation, biological process: transmembrane transport. Gene Ontology annotation, molecular function: transmembrane transporter activity. The record is from RefSeq and is a predicted model, not a curated record.
AUGCCAUCAGACUCACAGCGAGCUCCCGAAUCUUACGAAAAGCCCGUUCUUGGGUCGCCUGUUUCUCGUGUUGCCGCAGCGGGGAGCAAAGCAGGAGGGGCAGACGUAGACCAGAGUAUCAUUCUCACUGGAGGAAAACUUGCCAUAGUUUUUACCGCAAUGUUAUUCUGUAUGCUCCUUACAGCUCUCGACCAGACCAUCCUCGCCACCGCCCUGCCGCGGAUCGCAUCCGACUUCGACGCGUUUACCCUCCAGGGCUGGGUCGCGACCGCCUUCAUUCUUGCCCAAACGAUCUUUCUCUUGUUUUACGGCCAGGUUUUGCGGAUCGCACCAGCCAAGUACGUGAUGCUGACCGCGAUCCUAAUAUUUGAAGUCGGUUCCCUGGUUUGUGGAGUGGCGAAGAAUAUUAAUAUGCUUAUUGCUGGGAGGGCGGUGACUGGUGUCGGGGCAGCGGGACUGUUUGUCUCCAUGAUGCAGAUUGUCUCACAAGUCACCCGUCUUGAAGAUCGACCACGUCUAUGGGGGCUUUUUGGGGCAGUUUUUGGUCUGGCCUCCGUUGUAGGACCGCUCGUUGGUGGUGCCUUCACUGACCGCGUAACCUGGCGGUGGUGCUUUUAUAUUAAUCUUCCCUUUGGUGGUGUUUCUGCAACAGUCGUCGCUUUCCUCCUCAAAGCAUCUCCGCCGCUCGGCUCAGACGGUACCCGCCGCACUUGGGCUCAUCUCCGCAGACAAGUCUCCCAUCUCGACUACAUCGGCGCCACGCUCGUUGCUGCCUUUGUGACAUGUCUGGUCUUGGCUCUUCAAUGGGGCGGCAAUACAAAACCAUGGAGCGACAAAGCGGUCAUCAUUUGCUUCGUCUUGUCGGGUGUUUUUGCCGCUGCAACUAUUGCAUGGGAGAUUUGGAUUGGCGAGGAGCGCGCGAUGGUGCCGACUACAGUUUUCAAAUCGCGCUCAGUCUUCGCAAUCAUCCUCUACUGCUUCCUAUCGCGGUUUUCCCUCCUCCUCUUCGCAUAUUACCUGCCCAUCUUCUAUCAGGCCGCGCGCAAUCACACCGCUACCCGCUCCGGAAUUGACUUGCUUCCGUUCAUGAUUGCGGUCAUUUUGUCUGCAGUCGUCUCUGGGCAGAUCGUCUCCAAGCUCGGAAUAUAUUUCUACUUCCUCCUCAUUGCACCUGUCUUCCUGGCUGUGGGCUCCGGACUAAUGUACACAAUUUCACCCGCAACUUCGACCGCCUCUAUCACCGGCUUCCAAAUCCUUGCUGGGAUCGGUACCGGUCUGGGUAUGCAAAACGCCUUCGUCGCCAUCCAGGCCGAGUUUCGCGACAAAUCCGACGCCCAUCUGCUCGGUCAGGCAACGGCUAUGGCCUCCUUUGGCCAAUUCUUUGGUGGAACAAUCGGUCUGGGUGUCGCAGAGCCGGUAUUUGCCACCGAGCUAGGCAGAUUUCUAGCGCGAUACGCACCAAAUGUGCCACAGCAAAUCGUCAGGCAGAGUCCGACUGCCAUUCAUGAUGCACUCCCAAAAGAACUGAUUUCGGGGGUCGUGAAGAGCUAUACGGAGUCGCUGAGGGUAGUCUUCGUGCUUGGCGUGCCGGUAGCAGGAUUGGGCCUCAUUGCAGCAGUCUUCAUACAGAACAUCAAGAUUGUGGACGAGUCGGCGGUGUCGAGCGCGGGACGCGUAGGUGGGGGGGAAAAGAGCUGA